This is a messenger RNA of Sporothrix schenckii 1099-18, 435 nucleotides long. RefSeq lists its product as uncharacterized. The coding region runs from base 1 to 435 and encodes 144 amino acids. The record is from RefSeq and is a predicted model, not a curated record. Lineage: Eukaryota; Fungi; Ascomycota; Sordariomycetes; Ophiostomatales; Ophiostomataceae. The transcript has 2 exons.
AUGUAUGGCCCUUUCCCUAAUCAACGCCACGAGUGUCAAGGAAAGAGAAGACAGUAUCGACAUAUUUUGAGAAGCACAACGUACAGCAGGAGCUACCGGGAGACGAGAGCCCACCCAGAGAACCCGGCUCACGAGACGAAAGCCAGUCUCUCGCGACGCGACGACAAUGCCGCCGGACUGUGUCUUACAUCCGACGGCAUCGCCGCAACGAGCCAAAAUCCUGGCCCUGACCAUCUCAUGGGCUCCUUCCGUGUCCCCCAGAUAUGGAAUCCGCGGUUUCCUCUUUCCUCGACAAUGCUGUGCCUGCCCGUGCAUUUGCGAAAUACGUCAUUGCAACAGGCACUGAAAGAGGAUUCCGUCAAGCGCGUAGGUCCUGGUAUCCGACAUUGGAUUACAGACGAAUGGAAGACGACAGUUCAACAGCACUUUAAUUAG